AUGGUAUCAUUUGCUCUGACACCUAGGAUACCAGCACCCGGCGAACCGCCAGCCCGUUACAGAGUUCUCCAAACGAGCGCUGAAUGCCACACAAUUGGAGCUGUCCUCGUCAUCGCCUAUCAGAAUCAGCUUCUAACUCCAAACCUCGUGGUCUCUUGGCCAGGAACGCCUGAGGCCGGUCCACGUUCUCAGCUUGAGUCCAACAUCGGCGCCAGUACACCCAAUGGAUAUGGCAGUAUACCCGUCGAAUCUGAAGAUCAUGUCAAAGCAAUGGCAGUCAACUGUCCUAAGGAGACUGGAGGAGGCAAUCCCUGUAAUGAUAGCUCUAAGUCCCAUGGAGGACGUCUGGAUAUCCAGUGA
Molecule: messenger RNA, 360 nt
Organism: Aspergillus eucalypticola CBS 122712
Lineage: Eukaryota; Fungi; Ascomycota; Eurotiomycetes; Eurotiales; Aspergillaceae
Exons: 1
Coding region: 1-360 (119 amino acids)
Source: RefSeq, a predicted model, not a curated record